Athalia rosae (coleseed sawfly) is the source of this 2216-nucleotide messenger RNA. RefSeq lists its product as uncharacterized. Gene Ontology annotation, molecular function: monocarboxylic acid transmembrane transporter activity. The record is from RefSeq and is a predicted model, not a curated record. Lineage: Eukaryota; Metazoa; Arthropoda; Insecta; Hymenoptera; Athaliidae. The coding region runs from base 441 to 1937 and encodes 498 amino acids. The transcript is spliced from 8 exons.
CCGUGGAAGUGUAGUAACAACAGUUGCGAUGUACUUCGCGGAGAUCGAACGAUGUCAAUUGCAAGAGCGUUGCAGUGGCUAAUUUUGAAAACUUAUUCGUCGGGAAUAAUAUGUACGUGAAAUAUCGACGAAAAAUUAUCAUCGUCCGCUAUGACGAGGUAACGGACUUCCACAUCCAUCGCUAAUCGUCGCCGAUAUGUUACGCCAUACCGUCCAUAUAAUAUACGAUAAGAUAAACCUCUCCCUUGAUAUCACGAUAAGAUCGACGAUUCAUGCGAGUGUUAUACCGGUACACGUUGUAUCGCACUUGUAAACAUCGCGUUACAUUUCCUACCCUGUAAAUGAAGGAAGAACCAAAAGGCUGAGCCUCGAAAUCCCCGUAUUGCCCCAUCAGAGUGAACAGGGGUGUGAUUCAUAAUACCCUUUAUAAAAAAAUUACGAUGCGGCCAGAGAGCUGGAAGACUCUUUCGUUAGCCACCGCGGUACAGGUGCUGAGUGAGAGUGUCUUCUUCGCUCAAGGAAUUCUGGCCAGCGAGCAAAUCAGCAACGAACCACCUGGGCAGAAGGAUACUGACUGGGUGACGAUAUGCGUUCCCCUAUUUUACGCGGCCACGAGAAAUAUUUCUGAGUCGUGUUGGAGAUGGAUAUUCGGGGGUUACGGAGAUCGAAUGACAGCCUCCUUAGGGGCUGCUAUCAUUACCGUUUCUGUCGUCGCCGCGUCCUGCCAAGACGACGUAGUUGGAAAUGUAGGCUUCGUUAUUCUCGGAGGUGUUGGCAUGGGGCUGGUCCGUCUGCAGAUGAAACUAAUAAAGUCUAACUCAGGGGAUUCAGAGUACCCCCUUUGGGGCGCUGGAGUUUUUGGAAUCGGUCUCUCAUUAUGGCCAUUGCUGACAUGUCUUUUUGUCCGUAGUCUGGGGCCCAGAUACACAAUGGUGAUUUUAGCGGGAAUAACUCUACAUUCCUUGCCAUUGGCAAUUUUUGCACACCCAACUGGUAACGGUCGCGUUAAACUGCAAAGAAAUCAUUCACAGAACCGACAUACCGGCGUUACGCCUGCACGACCUCCAACAACAUCACCCAACACAAAUCUAAUACAAAAACAGGAAGUCAGAUUUGCCUAUCAGAUGAGCGAGUUGGAUUAUUAUAGAGUUCGACCUUCGUAUUACGUCGAUGUACUUCCUGGUAUCCCUGAGGAAUCGGAGUGCGAAAGUGACUGCGAGAAAGAGCGCGAAAAUCAGCGCAUUAUUCCAGAAGUCACAAAAACCAGUUUUGACUCGGAGAAAAUAAACGUGCGCCAGUCGAUACAAAAAGAUGGGAGAAAGAAAAGGUCUCUGGAAAUAGAAAGAGCGGAAAGACUAGCAGUUCACGGGCCCAGGAUCGAGCCUAAGCCUUUUGUCUAUACUCUUUUCGUAGCUACGAUCCUUCUGCGGCUCGGUGAUGAACUGAUCCUAACGAUAGCCAUUUCUCUAUUGCCAAUAUUCGCCGGCUUUUUUCUACCCGAACUUCGGAUACAGGAAAAAGCUUUUCUUAUGAGCCUUUGCGGAUUUUCCAGAAUUUUAGCUGAAUUCCCGAUUCUUGUGGUUUACAAAGACUCCAAGAAAGCCAAAGUCGGUUUGCUCUUUGGGCCUCUUCUCGCAGCCGUUGGUCUUUACUUUUCGUGGAACUCGGAAAGUCUGGACGCUCUAACGCUUGCCAGUUUUGGUACCGGAAUCGGUAGCGGUAUAGCUUCAGCGACUUUACAAAUCUUCGCGCCGAGAGAAUCUCCUAGUGUUUCUGACUUCGCCAAUAUCGUCAUCGGCGUUUUCCUUUUGGGCAUUGUACCUCUGGCGAGGAUCCUGAUACUGGGACACGCGAUAAAAGGAUGUCUUUUACUGGGCGCCGUAUUAUACGUAGCAGCCGCAAUCACCUCGGCAUUUAGUCUUCAAAAAACAGUUUGAACAAACGUUAGUGUGUCAUUUUGUGUGAAAUCGUGAGGCAAAGAAGUGAGAGAUUUUUUGAAGUCUAUACGUAUGCACAAUGCGCUUCACGAAUGAUACUCAAAUGCGGGACUCUAUAAAUUAGAGUUGAAGCAAAUGAGAUUCAAUCAUUCGUCUAAAUUUAGACUUAAUGUCAAAUACCUAUGCUUGAAUAUGUGAUACUCAAUAUCAGUCUCAUAAUUGUAAAUGUGAUCAAUUGAAAUGGUGAAAGUUUCAAUUGAAAAAGUCUCAUAUGUAUAA